UCUGCCCUCCCUUUUUUUCAUUAACUGUUUAAAAAAAAUCCAAAAACAAAUCGGUUACUCUAUUUUUUCUCCGUUGCCUCCCCCUUAGGUUCUCCGACGAUUCUAUACCAAUUUAUCUCUUCUUCUCUUUUAUACCCCAUAGUCCCAUUUUUGUUUUUGUUUUUGUUUGUUCUUGUUCUCUAUUAGUUUCGAUUAGAUAUCAAGAUGAGAGGGAAACAAGAAUGGAAAAAAAUCCAAAGAAAAGAUGGUUCUGGUUCAGGUUCAGGUUCAGCAUCAGGCGGCAGUUCCCUUGCCAAACGCCGUAGACCCGGCACCUGGAGGAGAUCAGUUAAUUUCGACAUCACUCUAUGUUGGGGAUCUUGAUGUUACCGUUACGGAUGAGCAACUCUUCCAAAUGUUUGGCCAAGUAUCCGAGGUUGCCUCAGUAAGGAUUUGCCGGGACUUGGCGACGGGCCGCUCCCUUGGCUAUGGAUACGUCAACUAUAGCAAUCCACGAGAUGCGGCUAGGGCACUUGAUCUACUUAAUUUCACUCCACUGAAUAAUAAGCCCAUUCGAAUCAUGUAUUCUCAGCGUGACCCUAGUCUUCGUAAUAGUGGUACUGCAAACAUAUUUAUCAAGAACCUGGAUAAGUCUAUUGAUCACAAGGUGUUGUAUGAUACGUUUUCUUCAUUUGGCAACAUUCUGUCUUGCAAGAUCUCUACUGAUGGUAUGGGCCAGUCCAAGGGCUAUGGAUUUGUACAAUUUGACAAUGAAGAAUCCGCUCAACAUGCAAUUGAUAAAUUGAAUGGCAUGUUGAUUAAUGACAAGCAGGUUUAUGUUGGACAUUUCCUUCGUAAGCAGGAAAGAGAGACCACAACGAAUAAGACCAAAUUCAACAAUGUUUAUGUGAAAAAUCUGUCUGAGUCAAUGACAGAUAAGGAAUUAAAAACAAUUUUUGGCGACUAUGGUGAAAUUACUAGUGCCGUAGUUAUGAGGGAUGCAGAUGGAAAGUCAAAGUGUUUUGGAUUUGUUAACUUUGAAAAUACUGAUGCUGCUGCUAAAGUUGUUGAUGCUCUUAAUGGAAAGAAAUUUGAAGAGAAAGAAUGGUAUGUUGGAAAAGCCCAGAAAAAGGCAGAAAGAGAGCAUGAGCUAAAAUCUCGUUUUGAGCAAACUGUGAAGGAAGCUGCUGAUAAACUUCAGGGUGUGAAUUUAUAUGUUAAAAACUUAGAUGAUAGUAUUGAUGAUGAAAAGUUGACAGAACUGUUUUCUGAGUUUGGAAACAUUACUUCAUGCAAGGUUAUGCAUGACCCUAAUGGGAUUAGCAAAGGUUCUGGGUUUGUUGCAUUUUCAACCCCUGACGAAGCAUCUCGUUCUCUUGCUGAGAUGAAUCACAAGUUGGUUGUUGGCAAACCACUUUAUGUUGUGCUUGUUCAAAGGCAAGAAGAGAGAAGAGCAAGGCUGCAGGGUAAGUUUUCUCAAAUGGGACCACUUGGUAUCCCCUCUGUGUCUCCUUGUAUGCCAAUGUAUCCUUCUGGCGCCCCUAGUCUUGGCCAUCACUAUUUAUAUGGGCAAGCACCUCCAGCUAUCAUUCCUCCACAAGCUGGUUUUGGUUAUCAGCAGCAAAUAGUUCCUGGAAUGGGGCCCCGUGGCCCCCUUGUACCAAAUUUCUUUGUUCCCGCGGUACAGCAUGGCCAGCGCCCAUGGGGACGACAAUAUGUAGGUCCAGUUCCACAAACUCAGCAACCAAUUCCAUUAAUGCAGCAGCCAAUGCUGGGCAGGGGAUCUCGUUAUCGGCCAGGUAGUAACAUGCCUAAAAUUCCAAUAUCAAGUGUGGGAGGUAUGCCCCUUCAGCCUAUGCCUCUUAAACCUUUGGCUACGGCCCUUGCAAAUGCAACACCUGAAGAGAAAGGAUGAUGCUUGGUGAAAGCUUGUACCCCCUUGUGGAACGACUUGAGCUUGAUGCAGCUGCUAAGGUUACAGGCAUGCUUUUGGAGAUGGACCAAACUGAGGUUUUGCAUCUCAUUGAGUCACCUGAAGCUUUAAAGGCAAAGGUGGCAGAGGCCAUGGAGAUGUUGAGGAGUGUUUCUACUCAGGUAUAGGGAAAUAAUCCUGCAGAUCAGUUGGCUUCACUAUCUCUAAAUGAUAGAAAUGUCUUCUGAAUUUUAGUUUUGUAGAGGUUGGAGUUUGGAACAUUCAUCCAUGCUUUUUAGUACUUGCUAGCAUUUUUUUUGUUGGGGGGGAGUUUGGCAUCUUGCGCAUUAUCUACAGGAUUGUUAUUCGUUACGUUAAGUUUGUUUGGUGUCAUUGAAACCUAUUUUCUUAGAAUAAAUUGGUUCACAUUACUUUUAUGACAACAAAAAAAACAGUCGGCGUUAAGGUAACGAUUCUUUCCCUGAAAACAUUAGAAGGGUUCUCUAAGCCGUGCAAAGUGGGGUUAGGAUCCUAUCUUUUUCAGUAUAUUCAUCAUUACAAGUUCAUUUUAGUGUUUAAGAAUCAAAUGUCAAGAUAUACCAUUGAUUACUUUGAUGAUUAGAUAGAAAAUUACCAUAAGCCAGUUUCAUGUGCACGAAACAGCUAGGAUGCUUAAAGAAAACCCCCACCUCAUUUACUCCAUGUUGAUUGCAACAAUAUCCCAGGAGCCAAAAUUAACCUACGCAAAUAUCCAUAUAUCGGUGUGCGACAUUGUUUCCCCAACUUAUGUUUCAAUGGGUGUUCAAUUGUUCUUCGACCAUCAUAGAGUAAUCAACUAUGGUUCCAUUCUGGUUAAGGAG
Molecule: messenger RNA, 2751 nt
Organism: Hibiscus syriacus
Lineage: Eukaryota; Viridiplantae; Streptophyta; Magnoliopsida; Malvales; Malvaceae
Product: polyadenylate-binding protein 2-like
Exons: 9
Coding region: 245-1894 (549 amino acids)
Cellular component (GO): ribonucleoprotein complex
Molecular function (GO): RNA binding
Source: RefSeq, a predicted model, not a curated record